AUGGCUGUUAAAGAGGAUCUUAGAACUCUUCCGCCAGGAAAGAUUGUGGGAAAACGAUGGCGUGUAGUUCAGAAACUUGGCGAAGGUGGAAUGGGAGCUGUGUAUAAGGUUGAGGAUAAGAAUCGAAAAAAUUUCUUCGCAGCGAUGAAAGUGGAAGACGAUUCCUAUGAAGGUGGCGUAUUGAAAUUGGAAGUGUUCAUCCUUAAACAAUUACAAAAAAUGCCCCACACUAUCAAAUUGUACGAUUCUGGGAAACGUGAUAAGUAUUGCUUCAUGGUAAUAUCACUAUGCGGCAAGGAUUUGUUACGACUUAAACAAGAGGCCGGAAAGCCAUUUUCAGAAUCAACAACACUUCGGCUUGCGAUAAGCACCCUCUACGCCAUAAAACAAGUACAUGAAAUUGGUUACGUUCAUCGCGAUGUGAAACCGGGGAACUUUAUGAUUGGGCGAAUCGGACGGGACAGGAGAAUGGUGUACCUGAUCGAUUAUGGGAUGGCAAGAUCUUUCGUUGCUUCGGACAGUAAUGGUAAGUUGGCGAUACGAAAACCACGUGAUGGCGAUCAAUUGUUUCGCGGGACUCCACGGUACUGUAGCCUUAACACUCACUACAGAAAGGAGCAGGGCCGAGUCGAUGAUCUUUGGUCAUGGUUUUACAUGCUAAUUGAACUUCAUAUCGGACUACCUUGGAAUCGUCUUGGUGAUGAGAAAGAAAUUUUAGAAAUGAAAGAAAAAAGUUCGGCCAAAGACGUGAUACGUACAUGUCCGGAGGAAUUCUUUAAAAUUUAUGAUUAUCUGCAAACACUAAAAUAUGAGGAUCGACCGGAUUAUUACGGACUAUUUAGUGAGUGCGCUGCCGGCUUGAAACGAGUUUUCGGUUCAUUUCUGGAUCGUUAUGAAUGGGAAGUCGAGCAGGCGGAUGAUGUAUCUACAGCGUUAUCAAUAUCAGAGCGAGAUGCAAAAUCAUUAAAGCCAUCUGGCAGAGGAAAACGCGCACAUAAGGCAUAUCCAUUUACAACGAGGGGAGUUUUCGUUGAGAACAAACUUGCGUUGUAA
Messenger RNA from Necator americanus (New World hookworm), 1053 nucleotides. RefSeq lists its product as uncharacterized. The record is from RefSeq and is a predicted model, not a curated record. Gene Ontology annotation, molecular function: protein serine/threonine kinase activity; ATP binding. Gene Ontology annotation, cellular component: cytoplasm; nucleus. Bases 1 to 1053 code for a protein of 350 amino acids. NCBI's taxonomy places the organism in Eukaryota, Metazoa, Nematoda, Chromadorea, Rhabditida, Ancylostomatidae. Gene Ontology annotation, biological process: peptidyl-serine phosphorylation; signal transduction. The transcript is spliced from 10 exons.